This is a messenger RNA of Lasiodiplodia theobromae, 1164 nucleotides long. RefSeq names its product Lytic polysaccharide monooxygenase. The record is from RefSeq and is a predicted model, not a curated record. The transcript has 3 exons. NCBI's taxonomy places the organism in Eukaryota, Fungi, Ascomycota, Dothideomycetes, Botryosphaeriales, Botryosphaeriaceae. Bases 1 to 1164 code for a protein of 387 amino acids.
AUGCUCGCCGCCUCUCACUUGCUCCUUGCCCUCGCAGGCUUGACUGCUGUGCAGGCCCACAUGCAGCUCGAGUAUCCGCCGCCCUUCAACGCAAGUAACAACCCGCACCGCACCACCGAAGCCGACAACAUCUACGUCUAUCCUAUGGGUUGCUGUGGCAGGGAGGACACAAAGGCCAUCUGUCGCGGCUAUCUCGACCUUCUCGGUACUCCCGACGGUGCUCCAGUCGCUACCUGGGCUGCUGGCUCCAAGGUCACCUGGAACAUCACUGGUGACCCCAAGUUCACUCUAAACGAUCUUGGUGGAACUCACUAUGGCGGCUCUUGUCAAGUUGCCUUCUCCGUCGACAAAGGCAAGACUUUCAAGGUUGCUGCUUCAUAUGAGGGUAACUGUCCGCACCGCAAUUCCGGGCUCGAAUCCGGCCAAGACUUCGAAAUGACUGUUCCUCGGGAGAUGCCUACUGGCGAAGCUCUCUUCGCCUGGACUUGGAUCAACCGCGAGCAGGAGUUCACCAUGAACUGUGCUGCCGUGACAAUCACCAACGACGACGAUGACGGUGAUAGUGGCACCUCUUCUUCCACUUCCCCUUCUUCCGCUCCAGCUACCUCUGCUGCCUAUGGGCCCUCAACCCCAAUCCCUGUCCAAUCAACUCCUCAGCCUGUACCCACACCCUCUUCCUCCUCGGGCCCGACAGUCAACGGUUCCCCUAAGCAGUUCUCGCUUGAAUGGUGCAGCUGCGACUGCGAAACUGCCUCAACAAGCACCGACGAAGAAGAUGCCUAUGAAGCCAGUGGCUGCUCCUGCAAAUGCUGGAAGAAGCCUCAAUCUAUCUCCAAGCGCGCCACUGACUCCUCUCACCUAUCACGCCACCUCCAUCGCCGCGUCGCAUCCAACUUCGAAGCCAGCAGGCAGCAGCGCCGCUCACUGGCCGAGCAGCACCAGGGAGUCGAUGCCACGCUUAAGCUGAAGGAGAAGCGUGCAGCUGCCUGGGCCGCGCGUGCUGAUCUAUUCAUCCCCGAUCCCAUCUGGCAUGACUGCAAGCUGCCGUUGACGAGUGCUGAGCUUAAGUAUCCAAGUCCUGGUGACGAGCUCGUCGAAGGCGACGGCGAGUAUCCGCUUGAGCUGCCGGCGACGGCAGAUUGCGUGAGCGAUCAGUCAGGCUGA